AGUACAUGACGUCUCGAAAAGUCCGCAGUGUUGGAAUUUAGAGAAUCUGUGCACUCAGUCUCCGGGGUUUAUGACCCAGUGAGGAGAUGAAUGUUUUCCUGACCAGAAACGUGCAAGGUUCUACUUGAAUGCCAAGGAAAGCCUUGCUCAAGAAAUGAGCUUCUACCUGGGUUUCUAUCAUCCUUUCGAUGGUGGUCUCUUGGGGCUUUGUGAAAUAUGUGGCGCUGCUGUGAUCCCUUCUGCAUUGAAGCGUCAUGUUGAACAACGUCAUUCCGAGCAAUCGCUUAAACCGGCUUCUACUGAUCGGAAUGAAGCAGUCAAACCGAAGAAACCGACUGAAACUGCUGGGAAUAAAAGAAAUCGUCAGCCGAAGGUGUCAUUGAAGAAGUUGAACGCUGGACCUCCGUGGAAUAUUGAGGAAAAAUCGACAGGAAAGUCAGUUCCUAUAGAGGCUCCUAGCCCGAAGCCUCGAGCAGCACCUGGACCAAAAUCAUCUAAAGCUUACGUAAAACGGCGGCGGAAUAAGAAAGCGGAUGUGGUGUCGGUGCCAUUCCCUGUUCCUCUGCCUCCAGAAAGCCUCCCCAAUCCGAUUGUUGCUAUUCCGAAGUUGGAAAAUGUUGAUUUAGGGGAUGGAUGGGGCUCAAGAGUAGGCUACGAUGGAAGAUUGUCGCAAGCGAUCGAAUCCGCUGAUGACGCUCGACGUGGUAAAGGAUCUUUAUCUGAUCUCAUCCAGUCCUCGGAACCAGAUUCGAGAAAAUUGCCGUUCAAUCGAACUGGUGGGAGAAUAUCUACGAUCGGGGCUCCGAAGAAGUAUAACACACCUGCAUUUGUUCCGUUUCGCUUGAAGCCUCCUGUUUCCAGCGAUAAAGUUCGCGAUGUUAUUUUCGACGAUGCAGACUUGGAUGAAGAUGAUGAUGAGAAUCUCAUCCGACUGAUGAAAGAUGUGAAGCAUAUGCAAAUACAGUUUCAAGAUUCCCCGGGAAAGUCAAGUUCUUCAUGCCCAAAGGUUGCUUUGUGCCAGACUCCCGUCAGAAAUCCCCUCUCUUCCUCGUUGCACCUGAAGCCUCAGUCAACAUGUGAGGAUGCGGUUUUCCCGAAUGGCCAAGUGAACUAUCCUCUUGGAUUCCCCGCAACGAGUGCAGACUUUCCCGGUCCUGAAAAUGGCAAGGAAAUGCACGGUCAUCGUCCCUUCACGAUACUCGAUUUCGACGGGAACCAAUGUGAUCAAGUACAACGUCAAAGUCUGAGUCCAACCAGUUCUCCACCUCAUCUUCUACCUCAUCCGAAUUCCUGGUCAAAUCCUCCCCAGCUCCACGCAUACGGGCUAUUUCGAGAUGGACCCGCUUUUUUCGACGGACAUCACAAGUUCUAUAGGAUGCGUAAGAAGUGGCGAAAAUCAAUGGAAUCUAUGAAGGAAUUGUCUAAGAAGGUUAAGAAGAAAGUCGAUCUUCCAGGUGGAGCUAGUUUUCAGUUUACCUCAGCCGUGAAUCGAGACACAGCUGAUGAUAAUUUGAGUCUUGAUUCGAUUGACGGAGUGUCAUUCGGUGAAGGUCCUGGUCCUUCAUCUAGCCUAGAGAGGAGAGCGAUAAAACGGGAGAACGAUUUCUCUAACGGUUUCUCGGAUGGUAUCUGUGAUCCUUCAGCCCCGGCUGAGCUGCUCAAUUCAAUGAUCAGCGCGGCGAAGAAACCAAAACUUUCCGAGUCGGAUAAUGCAGUAGAACCACAACCAACCAUGAGCAUGGUCUCAAACGGGUGUAUCAUACCUCCUGAAGAACCCAAUGGACGUACAAUAUCUGGACCUGCUCUGACUGCCACUGUAGAAUAUUCCGGGGGUCGGGCCGUACGGUUAAACCCCGGGGAUGACGCUGCGCAAGUGCAGUACUCGAGUGAUAGCUUGCACGAGGCUUUGCUGAGCUCAGCGAGGUUGGCGGGAAGAUUUUUUCGUGGGCCGUUACUGGCUGAAGACGCGUUGUCGUCCAGAUCCCACCCGCCAGCAGGACCAAGUACCUCGAAUACGGACACCCGCUUCUCCAUACCGAAUGAUUUACAGUGCAGCGAUUACGUCGUGGAACUGUCGAGAUGCAACUUGGAUCCUCUUACACGUGCUUUUACAGUGGAGAUUGAUAGCGGUCAGAUCGGGUCCUGGAAAACAACUGCUGGUUUACGAUCAGUUUUUGCACUGACUGACGCUCAUAGUGCUGCGAUGGUCGAGUUCUACCGAGUCCUUGGAUUGGAAAAGAAUUGUACCGCGCAAGAUAUCAAAAAAGCAUCGAGAAUUGAUUCCAUCCGUCUCUCCAGGUACCGCAAACUUGCCCUAAAAUGGCAUCCGGACAAAAAUCCCAGCAACCAAGAAGAAGCCAAUCGUCGAUUUAAAGAAAUCUCAGAAGCAUAUGAAGUUCUCUCGGAUGAGUGUCGGAAUGAAUUUGAAGAAUCUAGGCGAAAAAGCUAUGAUUUGCGUGGUUCUCGGGACAAGGGCGAGAAACUGAGAAGACGACAGACCUUCAGCUUUCCCUUCUCUCCUUCGUUUCGUCGUUACUAUGGGUCACAUUUUGGACGUCAUCAGAGCCGUUCACGACCUGGGACCAAAAGUGGUUCCCGCUCGCAUCACGAACUUAGCACCAAUUUUUCACCUUUUUUCGACUUGUUCGCUGGCUUCGGUUCAGAUCCGUUCGGAUCUACUGGGAUGAGUUCAAACCCAGGAUAUGUCGAUCUCACCACUUUCUCCUCAUCGUCGGGAGGUGGCGGGGUAUCAAAACGUACUACAACGUCUACCAAAUAUGUGAAUGGUGUAAAAAUACAGACGAAGAAAGUGACCGAGAACGGGAUUGAAACCGUAAUGGUUUACGAGAAUGACUCAUUGAAGUCGAAAACCAUCAACGGCAAGCCGCAACCUAUUGGACGUUAAAUGAAGACUUGCGCCGCUUUGUUUGUAACAUCUUAUUGACAAAUCAACUCUAAAUAAGCUUUCUUGCGCUUCUAUGUCUGCUCAAUUCCUUGAAUAAGUUAAUCUGGUUGUAUCAAGAAACCUUUAACCUCGACGUUGACCUCUUUCCCAAAACUUGCUGUGGUCUCUCUAGGAAAGGGUUAUCAGGUUCACCGAACGUCUUAUGUUAUCCAAUGUUCUUUCGACAGGCGGCCCCUAACGCUCAAUGUUCAAGAUAUGUUUCAUUGUGAGGCCGUUAGUGCUUUGCAUGUUGUGAAAAUUUAGGAAAUGUGUUCUCUGUAUCUUCGUGUUUUUUAUCCUUUUGCGCAAUGACCAGGUGUUCGCCUCAGUUCAUCGUUUGCCAAGCUUCUUCGUGUGUGGAAGAGAUUCCGACGUGACACAUUUCUCUCAUUUUGCCGAUGAAACGGGACUCAGUUGGUUUGUGAGCGAACUAGAUCGCCGUUCAAAACCUUUCCAAAUUGUUUUCGUCGAAUGACUGAAAUUCCCCAUGGCGUGUUGAGAGUUAUUGUCGUUCCCUGUCAGUUCGUGGGCCAGUCAGUUAUUUUGUUCGGAAUGAGACCUUCUUCCAUCGCUUUAUGUUCCUUUCUUUUUUAUCGAAGUUUAUUUUCCUCUGGUCUUUCCAAGCCCGUUUUCCAAUGAGAGUACCAUGUAGGUUAAACCCGUUCUGUGAUCGCGGAUAUUUUGUUGUGUGGAUGAACGGUUUGAGGAUGGGUACGAUAGUUCAGUUUUCCUGAAUUGUCUCCUGUGCGUUUGGUCUGUUGAUCGAGCACGUUUUAAUCACCUCUGAAUGCAUGAGAAAUUCGUUGAUGAGCCACGAGGUUUGAAGUUGGAACUUUGAAGACUCGCGGAGUUCGUGAAAUCCUGUCGGGGGGCUGAAUCGUGUGAACUGCAUGAUUAAUGACUGUUCGCGAGUUUUUUUCUUUUUUUUUAUUUUUUAAUGGGUUAAUCGAUUGUAACCAACUUGAUCGUGCAACAUCCUGAAAUACUCGAAUACAGCUAAGUAAGAUGCUCCUAUAUGCAGAUAUUCCGCGCUCCUUAGCUUUGACCCACUUUAUAUCCGACUUUUGUUUCAGGAUGGUAGAAUGUAAGAACUGCUCCUCUAUUAGAAGAACAUAUGCAUAAUGUCUAGAUGAAUUACAUGCGAGUGCAUUCCAUCAUUUAAAAACAUUUAAUAAGCUAGGAAUCGUCCUUUCUCCGUAUAUGCCCCCCCCCCCCUU
Molecule: messenger RNA, 4161 nt
Organism: Notodromas monacha
Lineage: Eukaryota; Metazoa; Arthropoda; Ostracoda; Podocopida; Cyprididae
Source: the annotation of a GenBank genome assembly